AUGGGUGCUGGACCGGAAUGGUACUGGUCACUGCUGGAGUUUGGAGUGAAGCUAAAACGCCAUGCUCCGUACUUUGGUUUGACUAUCUUCAUGCCAACGAUUAUAACUUGCUUAUUGACGCUAUGCUCAUUCUGGAUCGACACACCAGCUAUGGCAAUUGCUCUUCUGAUUUUCAAUGUACUACUUCAAGGUCUAUUUGGCUGGGAUCUUAUCCGAGAACUCCCUCCUGGCAGCGGAAGUGUUCCAAAAAUAGCAAAGCGCUAUUUUUCAGUUUCCCUAUAUGGUUUCAACCUUUCGAUGACAACAAUCGCGUUCAUGAUCAAUGUAUUGGCACAAUUUUUCGAAUCUGUUCUGCCUGGUGACUUGGAACUUCCUGAAAAGGUCACCACAUUGCCGGAAAAGCUACGACUUGGACAGCUCUUCCAAGUGAAAGGACUGUCAUUUGAUCCGCAGAUGUAUGUUUUUUGA
Messenger RNA from Cylicostephanus goldi, 468 nucleotides. The record is from the annotation of a GenBank genome assembly. Lineage: Eukaryota; Metazoa; Nematoda; Chromadorea; Rhabditida; Strongylidae.